ACGCACACACACACAGCACGGUACAGAGGAGGCUGAGGGUGUCACCUAAAAGCGUGCCGGGUUAUUGGACAGGCCUACGUGUUGUUGCCAGGGGCGUGGGUCCUGUUCCCUCUCUCCAAACCUCCCGGAGAGGAAAUCUAUGAAGACAUUGUUCGUAUGAGCCGAGCAGGAGAUGCGCUCACGCUGAGCCGCCUUUCCCGUGGCGCAGUGAGCGUAAUCUGAUAAGAGCCUGUGUCCACCCUGCUCUCAGCUCCCACUCUGGAGGAAAACUAAAAAAAAAGAAAAAAAAAAAAGAGUGUGCGACUAUUUCAGGGAACAAUGCAGAGAUGCUGAUGUCACACUUUCCGGAGCCGAUUCAGGGUUGCACCUGAAACACCUGCUUUAUUUGCAUCAUCCACAGUCCGAGUCCCUGAGCGUCACGAGGGGGGUGACAGCUGCGCACUCGGCCGUCCCACGGUGUCUCUUUGUAGGGAUUAAUGCGUGGCACAACCCUAACAUCCUGGUUUGUCCACUGGAGGCCAGUUGAUCUGUGUCUCCGCCGGGGGAAUCACGUGUUUGGAGUGAGAGUGAGUGUUUGCGUGACUUCAUGGCGGUGACACCAGGCCCAACUUGAAUAGCUCAGUGCUUCACUGCAGCAAGGUGGACCGGCGCGAGAGGAGGCACGGCGGCGGCGGCGGCGCGCAUCAUCCAUCCGAGCUGCACAGGAUGUUUUAAGUGCUGAACAAUUUCAAGGCGCAAGGCCAUCCACCCUGCGCCGCUGCCGAACUGCGUCACCGCAUGUAAGAGUUGCAGGUAAGCAACAAAGUCUCUCACCGCCGGGAGAAGAGCAUGCUCAUCACUCUACUCGUCGCCGGUGAGUGUUUAACAAUUUACCGGAGAUGGAUUCGGCGGAUGAUUCAAACAAAGACCCGCCUCUGGUGUCCACAUUCUCCUCAGCACCAAAUUUAGACUCGGACAUAAACGCAAAUGCCUGCAGGCCUGUUUAUGAGAAUGGGACAGAUCACAAUGUCAACAUGCAAGACGCGGCCCUGCGAGGAGCCAGUGACCCGAGCGCGUACCCCUCCUCAGAUUACCGGGGACUCAUCCGCCAGAGGUUCAUCCGGCGCAGUUUGUGGGUGUCAGACUCCGAGGAGCAUCCGCUGGACGCGCCGGAGUGUGUCAGCAGCAGGACCCCGGUGCUCAGCAUUAACCUUCGCACCAUUGUUGAUCGAAGUCGGACCCGGGUUCUGAACGGAAGCCGCCUGGGUCUCCAGGAGACCUCCAGCACGGAGAGCCAGGCGGAACUCAAGGAGAGCGCCACAGAGAGCGUGAGCGCGGACGAGGAGAAGGCGGAGGGGAGCGAGACCGAGCGCAAGGCUGAGGUGGUGGUGGCCGCGGAUGUCACAGGUAAAGCAGGAAGUGACGAGAACGAAGAGGAGCCAGGGAUGAAGGCCGUGUCCACCUCACCUGGAGGCCGCUUCCUCAAGUUUGACAUUGAGCUGGGCAGAGGUUCCUUCAAGACGGUCUACAAAGGUCUGGACACUGACACCUGGGUGGAGGUGGCGUGGUGUGAACUCCAGGAGCGGAAACUGUCCAAAGCCGAGCGACAGAGGUUCAAGGAGGAGGCCGAGAUGUUGAAGGCUCUUCAGCAUCCCAACAUUGUUCGAUUUUAUGACUUCUGGGAAUCGCCGGUGAAGGGGAGGAAGUGUAUCGUUCUGGUGACGGAGCUAAUGACCUCAGGGACACUAAAAACGUAUCUGAAACGCUUCAAGGUGAUGAAACCUAAGGUUCUUAGGAGCUGGUGCAGACAGAUUCUCAAAGGCCUGCACUUCCUCCACACGCGGACUCCUCCCAUCAUCCACCGAGACCUCAAGUGUGACAACAUCUUCAUCACUGGCCCCACGGGCUCUGUCAAAAUAGGAGACCUGGGCUUGGCGACGCUGAAGAGGGCGUCGUUCGCUAAAAGUGUUAUUGGCACACCAGAGUUCAUGGCCCCUGAGAUGUAUGAGGAGCACUACGAUGAGGCUGUGGACGUCUAUGCCUUUGGCAUGUGUAUGUUGGAGAUGGCCACCUCAGAAUAUCCCUACUCCGAGUGCCAGAAUGCUGCACAAAUCUACCGCAAAGUCACCAGCGGGGUGAAACCUGCAAGCUUCAGCAAAGUCAGUGACCCUGAAAUUAAGGAAAUAAUCGGCGAGUGUAUCUGUCACAGGUGGGAAGAAAGGUACUCCAUCAAGGACCUCCUGAAUCAUGCCUUCUUUGCAGAGGACACCGGCGUCAGAGUGGAGCUCAAUGAAGAAGACGAUGGAAACAAAUCGUCCAUCGCUCUCAAGCUGUGGGUUGAGGAUCCAAAGAAGUUGAAAGGAAAAUACAAGGAUUCCGGUGCCAUUGAGUUUACCUUCGACUUGGUGAAUGAGGUGCCGGAGGUUGUCGCCCAAGAAAUGGUGGAAUCUGGUUUCUUCCUGGACUGCGACGUCAAGAUAGUGGCGAAGUCCAUCCGUGACCGCGUGGCUCUCAUCAAGUGGAGGAGAGAGCGGACUUUCUCGUCAGGAAAUGGCGAGACGCAGCAGAACCUACUGCAGGUGCCCAGCACUGGUGUGCCACAGGAAGCCACGUUAGCUGCCACGGAUUAUGAAGACCAAGAGAUGGAGCAGCAAACUCUGGUGGUCUGCAGUGUGCCUGUCACCACAUCAACAACAUCUGACAGUGGAGGGAGUUCUACCAUGCCUUCAGAUGUUCUUAACAAUCAGCAAAAUGGGACCUACCAGUCUCUCCCAGAGCCCAUUUCCACAGUUCAGAUCAUUUGCAGUCCUCCUGCACAGUCUGACCCUCAGCUGCACCAGGGGCCCUACCAGCAACCCGCGGGUCAACUGCAUCUUGGGGCUUAUCAACACACUGCAGCACAAAUGCACCAGGAGGCGUAUCAGUCUCAAACACAUCGCCACAGUGAACCGUUUGUAAGCCAUAACAACCUGCUCGUCGGUCAGAGCGCAGUGUGUUUCAGGCGUGGAAGCGCCUCCGUGGUUGACAUGUGGCCAUGUAGCUCGCAUCCUCACACCAAGACUAUGAGUCCAAGCCCUUUCUCGUGUUCUUCACUGGACGUGGCUCCAGCAAAUAGCACAGGGAGCUCAGUGCAUGCCACAGACAACCUCUGCUCUGACUCUGCUCAGGAUCCACCGGCAUCAUCUCCCCUCCUGUCUCCCCAUCAUCACUCUCAUCAUGACUCAGCAAGUCAUUUUAAUUCACCUCACCUUCCCCUGAAUUUACAACCUCCUUCAGAGCUGCGUCAGAUUGUCUCUCGCAGCCCACAGCUCCACCACCACCACCACCACUGCAAGGCUUGCAUGUCUCUCCUCCUGAGGGACAGGACGAGGGGAGGAACAUCUCUGGGCCACAGACACACGCGCUCUUUCUCGGCAUCCACCAAGUUCUCUCCAGUUUCUAAGCCGGGCUCUCCCACAUCUCCUCAUGUGUCAUGCUCCCUUCCAGUCACGCUACUUCAUUUUCGUGCAUCGCCCUCUCUGCCGUUGUCAAGCAAUCAAACAAAGCUGCUGACAUCACCUUCGAAUCCACCCUCACAUGGUUUGAACGAGGGUGCAGAUCUGACUCUUCUCAACCACUGUCUGCAUCACAUUGUCAGUCGAAGGACUAGCACUCCCACCGUCUUGGAGAGAGUACGUCACCCGGUGCACGGCCAAGGGGAAGUUAGGAGAACUGCCUCAUCCGCAUGUGAACACACUGACAAAAGUCAAAGCCUGGAGGUCCCACUUGUCUGUCGCUCAAAUCUGGACAUUAACCCACUAUUACUGCCACGUAACAGCAAAGGCAGACCAGAGUCUCUGACCGUUUCUGAUCCUACACCAGCCCCUUCUGUGCUCCAGAGUAGACAGACAACACAGAGCUUCCCAGCUGCAGCGUCCGCCCUACAGACGCAGGUUACUCUGCAACCCAGCCAGGAGCAGUGCCAUCUUCAGCCAGUUGCUGUUCUGUCCCAGUGCUUCUCUGCUGACCCGUCAACAUCUCAUCUCAGCCAUCCUGACAUAUCGGCCACUUUUCCACACUCAGUCUCCAGUGCUCCUCCCCCACUCCGGGUCAGUGCACAGUUUCCCUCAUACCCUGUUGUUCAAACAGGGGGCUACAGUCCCCAUCCCUUCUUCUCAGCUCCUUUGCCGUCUGCCUACAGUGGCGGUGGCCGUUUUAUAACUAGCACCUACUACUCACCUUCGCCUCUCCAUCCCUCCCUCCCUCUGAACCCUCAUGCCGCCUUGCCUUGCUCUACACCUCCUCUAGGCAGCCCUCAGUCUCCUCUGUCCACGCCUCAACACAUACCCAUAGUGGCACUCCCAAUCCCAAUCCUAACCAUGACCAUGUCCCCGGGAGUGCCACAGCAGCAGGGUGGCCUUGCUACAUCUCAGCCAAACAUCUGUAGCUUCCAUACCACACACCCCUUACCUUUCUCCCAGGUACGAACCACCCCAUUCCCCGCCCCUCACCCUGAGCAGGAACUUGCUGAGCAGCCUGUCCAGGUUCAGACGACUGUUCCACAGGGGACAUUGGGAGAUGUUCAGCUGUUGGCUCCAGUUCAGCCUGUCUUGCAUGCUGUUCAAAGUCCUCUCUGGGGAGAUGCCGAAAGCACUGCAGCUAACCUAGAAUUAACUGCAGCUCCUCCUCCAGUUCAAGCUCCCGCCUCAAUCUCAGCUACAGUACAAGUUGAAUCCCGAGUACUGGCACAAACUCCGCCUCUUGUCCCAGCACAAAACCAACCAACAGACGCAGUAUCUACAACUCCAACUCCAAUCCUUGUUAAGGCCACAACUUCAGGCCCAGUACAGGAUCCUAUAACAGCACCAGCUCCAGCCUCGGCCCCAAUUCAAGCACCAGUCAUUGCAUCUGGUCCCACUUUUGAACCACCAAAAGUCACUUGUACAAGCUCAGACUCAUCGUCUUUGAUCAGUAAACCCCAGCACUCUUUAGGAGGUUUGGUCUUCGCCCCGGUCCCUGUCACCCUGCCAGUCUCAGUGAAAUCUGCAGCCUCCGCUCCGCCUCCUGUCGUGGCUUCCGUCCCAGCUCCAGCUCUGCAGCCUGCUGCAACCCAAACAGCAAUCUCAUCGCCUGAGGGUGCCAGCCUGGCCAUAACUCAGCAAAACACAGAACUGACAAUUACAUCUAGCACCUUUCAACAAGACAUUAGUGUAGAGGAAGUACUUCAAGAAACAUCAGUGUCGUUACCCAACUAUGCGUAUGACAGCGUCAACUCUGAUGUGACGUCUGGUAAGGAAACAAGUGACGGCUGUGAGAGCUUGGUCAGUGGCGGGAAGGGCGACGGAAAACCCAGGAAACACCACCGCAAGUCCGCCCGUACACGUUCACGGCAAGAAAAGACCAGCAAACCCAAACUGAGCAUAAUCAAUGUUUGUAACACUGGCGAUAAAAUGGUGGAAUGUCAGCUGGAGACUCACAAUCACAAAAUGGUGACAUUCAAGUUUGAUCUGGAUGGAGACGCUCCAGAGGAAAUUGCCACGUACAUGGUGGAGAAUGGGUUUAUUCUACUGUUGGAGAAGGAAAUCUUUAUUGACCAGCUCAAGGACAUUGUGGAUAAAGCCGAGGACAUGCUGCAUGAGGACAUAGAAGGUGAAAAGGCGUCCACCUUGAGUUGCAGUCCUCAGCAGGGCAGUCUGUCUGAGGGCCUGCUGGGAGAGAGCAAGCAGCAACUUGGCUUCUAUGUCUCUACCACUCUGCAGAGUCAGCAGCUUGGGACACCACAGCCGGUCUAUCAGCAGAACGUUCUUCACACAGGGAAAAGAUGGUUCAUAAUCUGCCCUGUAGAAGAAACACCCACGUCCAGCCAGGAGACGCCGUCUGAUGGCACGAAUGCACAGUCACCUGGGAGUUCAACCACAACCCAGGCUGCUGACAGUGGCACCGCAAGGCCGUCUGUGUCCAGAGAAGAGGGGUCGUCCUCGACAAUGUCUGGUGGGAGUGGAGGCUUCUCCUAUGAAGUGUAUGGAUUCUGCAGCCCUCCAAUUAUGUCCAACACAGACCCACUCAUUUUGGCCAUGCUGUCACCUCCUGUCUCUGCUCCUCCAACCCUUCAAUCUGUAUCUUCAGUGGAGCCGGCCGGCAGCUCCAUGCAGCCCAGUGUGCAUCAGGCCCAGCCAGCCCGGGCUCCAACGCUGCCCCCUUCAUCCCCACUCAGAUCUCUCCCACUGAACGAGGCACAGGGAUCCCCUCUGGGUGCCAGCUCCCCGGUUCAUUCUGCUCAGCCGAUGCCUGACAUGAUAAGCCCCGUGUCCAUAGCUGAGGAGGUUCCCUGUUGCCCACUGGUCAUGCAACUAUCUCUGGAUGUAAGCGGUUCACGGGCUGGGUCUCCUCUCACCCCGCUGCCACUCCAGGAGCCAGAUUCAGCCAAAGAGCCACUGUCUGUCGCCUACGCCUCCACAGCACGUGGGGAUCUACCACAGCAGCCUGUGGUGCUCCACCAGCCCUUUUCCAGCAUGGGAGGAACCAAAGUGUCCUCACUACCACAGAGCCCAGCGCCCUCGCAGCACGGUGCAGGGCCGGGCGAGUCGGAUGGCGAGGGACGGCUGGCACGUGGGGGCUUCGUGGACAGCACCAUAAAAACACUGGAUGAGAAGCUAAGGAACUUGCUCUACCAAGAAUAUGCUCCCAUGUAUCCGUCAGGCAGUGCGGCAGAGACACCGGGCUCCUGCACCGAGUACAUCCAAUCACCUCCUGGUCCAGACAGCGCCACGGGAGGGUCAGGAAACAGCACACCUGGGCCAAUAGGGGAAGGGCGCUACAGGACAGGAGAACAGCUGCCUCAAAUUCCUGAGCGAAUGGACAGUUUGAGCACACAGAGUGACUCGGCCGUGUGUGCGUCCAUGUCCAGAAGACAAGUCCCUCAUUCCGUUUCCUGCUCUGGAACAAGAGGUCGAUUCAAGAUAAUCUCUGUCCCUCCUGAAGUGGCCAACAGACGAGGCGUAAAACAGAGGAGUUGGGGCAACGCGGCCUCACCAGUGCACCCUGCAAGAUACAGUCAAGAACACGUUCAGGCUGAGGCCAUGGUAGCCUCCACUACGAUUGGCCGUUUCUCAGUGGUGAGCACCGAGGACGACAUCACGCAGAGGACGCGCUGCAGCCGCUACUCUGCCCCGCCGGAUUUCUACCUGGACACGCCUCCUUCCAUGGCCAAGCGCGGUUCCCUGCCACGCGCCCUGACCUCGGCCUCCGUCCCCGUUGACGUCACCGUCCAUGCUCGCUUCCUCUCGUCAGACUCGGGGGCGGAGAGUAGCCCCGCGAAGCUGGCUGCUGCCACCCCGUCUCACCGGCCUCGCUCUGAGCGCAGAGGAAGUGACCUCAUGAAGCGGGCCGUGGCCUUCCUCCGUCGCUCAGGGCGGAGCAGCAGUGUGCAGAGCUCUGACUCACCGAGCAGGCAUGGAGGUGUGCACGGCUCAGCCUAUGGCAGCAGCGACAACGACUCAGAGAUGGAGGACACGGACAUGAAGAGGGAACUACAAAGACUUAGGGAAAAACACCUGAGGGAAAUCUCUGAGCUGCAGGCCCAUCAGCGGGGAGAGGUGGAACUGCUGUAUCACCGGCUUGGCAAAGCCCCCCCUCCUGGCCUGGGUGUCUCUCAUGUUGCGCCACAUAACGGCCGUAGAAAGAGGUCCAGCAGGCACAAGCUGAAGCCUGGCAAACUUCUCAGCCCUCUGGUUCAACAAUUUCGAAAUGUCACAGCCAAAGCCAGCGACUCCAGCAGAUCCAGUACAGUUGAGCCUACACUAAGUUUAAAUGGCUCUCCAGCCAGGGGGUCUUUACCCACUCACGGCAGGGCCCAAUCAUGCACGAGCCACAUUCCAAGAUCAGCUUUGGAGCCGGUGCUGACUCAGCAGCCCUGUUCCCUCAAGGGCUCUUUGUCCUCGGAUAAUAUUUACACUGGACUGCAAGGAGAUGGCACAGGCACACAAGCUCCACUUGUACAAGGCUGGUCUAACUAUCCUCAACCACCUGAGAGAGUGACCAAUAAAUCCAGUAGCAAGCCACGCACUAGAUUUCUCAGUGGGCCUGUGUCUUUGUCUAUCUGGUCAACACUGAAGCGACUGUGUAUUGGCAAAGAGCGUGGCAGUAGGUCUGCAGCUGGAUCAGCCACUUUCAAUCAACCACAACAGCCGCCCACUGGUUCCACACCUCCACCACCUCCUCAGCAGUCAGUGAUGGGCCUGGCUCAAGCUCAAGCAAAUAACAGCAACAACAAGACAGGCACGUACACCGGAGCGUCCACGAGUGCCAAUGAAAGAGACCUGCCAGAAGACCUGCAGCGGCUCAUGGACGACUGGGCUCAAGAUGUUCUUAUCGUUACCCACACGCCACACACCAACUCUCUGAGCAUCAGUGGGCAGCGGCCGUGGGACCAGGUCAUGCACAGACCUCUGGUUAGUGUUUCAGAUGUAUCAUCAUCAUGGACUGCCCCUGGUCCAGAGGCCUACAGUCUGUCAUGGCCUGACAGUCCCAGGUCAGGAAUGAUGACCAGCCCGUCCACAGGACCCCUCCCCAGCUAUCAACUUCACUCUCCCGCCCCGUUAAGGGUCUUGUCCGCCUUCCCUCUCCCCUCAGGAGUUUUUGCCUUUCCUGCUGUGCCCUCAACCCAAGACACGCCCAGUCCCGCACCUUCUCCAUCAUAUCGGCCACCUCAAUCUAGAGCCAGGACUCUAUAAUCUGAGUAGCAUUGUGUCUUCCAACUCUAGUACCAAAAACAAUCAUUAUACUUCUAGUAAGUCUUAUGUGCAUAUACAGUAUAUAUUUAACCAGCAUGUAUGUAACCAUAUGUACAUACUCAUCUCUAUUCUUGAGUUCUUGUUUUUUUUUUGUUUAAUUUGCAUCAACAUACCUCAUGUCCAUACAGUGCAUAACCCUGAUGUGCAGUGUAAUGGUAGAAGUACAUUUAAAGAUGUAUAGUUAGGCUUCAAAGUGUAGAUUUUCACCAUUGCUCACAUGUAAAUGUACAUAAUGUACUGUUCAUCCAUGCUUUGUUCAUAUAAAUAGCUCACGUUUGUGUUAACUCAUAUCAUUCCUACACAUAAGUGGACGUGUGUAUAUAGGAAGUGUCAUUUGUACAUAGCUCCUGUCUUUGUACAGUUAACAUUAAGUAAUAUGUAGGUUGGUGCUGCAGCUACAGAAUGUGUCUUAAUGCAACACCCUGUUAGCCACCAUCAUGCCGUCACUGUGAAGACUUGACAUUGUGGUCACUAGGACCAUUUUUGCUUCUAUUCUCUGUUCUCAAAAGUCCAAGUUUCAUUCCUCAUAGAUGAAAAAAUGCUUCCAGCACAAGCGCUUGAAAUAUCCUUGAGAGAUUUGAGUGAACUUGAACUUUAUCUUCAGGUGCAAAGAGAAUCACCUGUGAGAGUGCCUUGAAUUGCAGUUUCAGUUUUCUGAUGAGAAGCAUUUAGGUUCAAAUGCAGACAGUAGAUAAACAGUAAUACGCUUUCACCUUCGAAAGGUAAAUGAUGUGAUUUGAAUCGUGAAUGUGGACUUAUUUACGCAAACUUACAUCGCAUAACAAUCGGACGCAAAUCGGUACCAAGUACAAAAAGUACCAACUUUCGGUACCCAACCCUACACGCCGCAGCUCAUAAAAUAUAUCAGAUUGUAAGAAUAAACUAGUUAGGUUAUUUAAUAUCUUACCUGAAAGGGUUUUUUGUAGGAUUACUUUGGCAAGUGCACCACCGCCUGCAUGAAUACACUGAUAUUCUGAAUGUGCACAGGUCGACGUGGUGAGUCACAAGACAAAUGUUGUUCAGAGGAACUAGCAUUGACACCAUACAACAAGCAGGGCUGAAGGACUCGUCGUCCGAGUCAAAUUGGUACUCAUCCCAUACCUCUCUCUCUCUCUACUAAUGCAGUCUGUAGCUUUAUAUAUCGUUGCCUUUGUGGGUUUUUAAGAGAUUACUGUGUGGCUGGUGUGCAAAUAUAGUCCGAGGACGAUACAGGCACAGUCGUGAAGAAUGUGAAUUACUUAGAGGCCACAACGGGACAUUUGUAUCACAAAGAGUUUUUGUAAUAAUUAGGUGAAAUAUUUAUCAUCGCUGGCUUCAAUUAACAAAUAUUGGACAAUCACUGUUUCAGUAAUCGUCUCCAAAAACAACACUUUCUUUCAAUCUUUGUUUCUCUGGUAUGGCCUCUUUAAUUCCCCCCGGAUGAAUUGUUUGUUGAGUACAUCAGUGAUUUCAUGAUUACAGUUGAUAGGUGGGUCAGCCAUUAUACUGAGACUAAACUUGACUUAUUUUUGUGUCUCUGUGUUUCCACCCGAUAUUUCACAAUUGUAACUCAGCUUUUUCAGUUAAAAAGUGAACAAUCCGGGAGGUUUUAUCAACAAGAAGCGUAUUUCACAUCUUUCACAUCAUACAAAAUGUUAUUUGGAAUUUUUAGAAGCCCCCCCCCCGCCCCGCCAAGAGUGGCAGACGAUAUAAACACUUUUAAAGUAGUGCCUCUUGUGGAGAAUAAGUAGUAGUAUAGUGCCCCUACAAAAUGUCUCUAUGUUUGCACAAUAUGACAGUGUUUUUUUUUUGUCUCAACGGCACAAUCAUAAUUCAAAAUGACAGGUUUUUUUUCCUAAGAACAUUUUCUUUGCAGCUAUUUACGUUGUGCUUUACGCAGUAGACACUCGCCAUGAAAGCUCUUUGUAUGUUUGCUUUU
Messenger RNA from Solea senegalensis (Senegalese sole), 10668 nucleotides. RefSeq names its product WNK lysine deficient protein kinase 2 (gene wnk2). NCBI's taxonomy places the organism in Eukaryota, Metazoa, Chordata, Actinopteri, Pleuronectiformes, Soleidae. Gene Ontology annotation, cellular component: cytosol; cytoplasm. Gene Ontology annotation, molecular function: chloride channel inhibitor activity; potassium channel inhibitor activity; ATP binding. The coding region runs from base 879 to 8690 and encodes 2603 amino acids. The transcript is spliced from 30 exons. Gene Ontology annotation, biological process: protein phosphorylation; negative regulation of sodium ion transport; positive regulation of sodium ion transmembrane transporter activity. The record is from RefSeq and is a predicted model, not a curated record.